This is a messenger RNA of Halteromyces radiatus, 696 nucleotides long. RefSeq lists its product as uncharacterized. Bases 27 to 662 code for a protein of 211 amino acids. The record is from RefSeq and is a predicted model, not a curated record. Gene Ontology annotation, molecular function: zinc ion binding; DNA binding. NCBI's taxonomy places the organism in Eukaryota, Fungi, Mucoromycota, Mucoromycetes, Mucorales, Cunninghamellaceae. The transcript is spliced from 3 exons.
AAAAGAGUCCCUCACUUUUCUCUAUAAUGACAGAAUCUACGGAAACACCUAUUCGAACUUUGGCUUUUUUAUAUGCUCAUACUUCUAACUAUAAAUGUAUUCAUUGUCAUAAAUCCAUCCUUCGAAAAACCUUAUCCAUAGCCACUCUUGAACGCAAAGACAAAAAACAAAAGAAAAAGACAUUGGAACCUAUAAACCCAAUCCACUUUAAAUGUUGGACAGUCCCUGAAGACUUUACCAAAAAACCACUCCAUGUUUACCGAGGUUAUCAAGCUUUAAAAGAUACAGAUAAAACACGAAUGCAAAGAUUAUAUGAAGCAGGAAAAGGGGCAUCAUGGUCAGCCUUAGAGGCCGCUGAUGAAGAAGCAAGACAAGCAGAACAAGAUGAAGCUGAUAUCGCCGCAUUUGAUCAAGACAAAUCUCGAAAACAAAAAAAACGAAAACAUAAUGAUGAAGAUAAUAAGGACAUGACCAAUGCUUUGACCGGUAAUCAAUCAUCAACCAAUAAAAAGAUCAAGAAAAAGAAGGAAACAUUACAAAAGAAAAAGAAGGAAACAUCACAAAAGGAAGUACCAACAAACCCUGUAGCAAAAUUGGAUGAAAUACAUGGAAAGAGGUUCGUUGAUGAUUUUAAUAAGAUCUUGGAAGAUUUCAAACAAUAGAAUAGUCAAAUAUAUAUAGUAGUUUUUAUUUAGU